CCUUGAACACGCGACAUGGCCUGACUACUCAUCUUCUCCUUUACAACGUGUGACAACCUCCCACGAUCUCACCAUCCAUAGCAAGUCCGCCGUGCCACCACGUUUGUAACGCAAUGGAGGAAAACUCGACGUAUAACGACUCGAAAAGUUCGAUCCUCAACUUGACUGGGCAAGGUCCAUCAGGGGUUUCACCGCUCGAACAAGAAGUCCUGGACGAGUACGACCGGUUGUCCAAGAACAUGAAAGAACUCUCAUCGACCUUGGCGACACUAUCGAGCGGGCCCAUGACGCUCGAGAUCGCAGAAGGACUUCGCCUGCUGGAGCGGAAGGUGGCCAGCGUGUACACCCUGAUGAAGGCCAGUGUGUACAGCAUAGUAUUACAACAAGGCCAGUUGGAUGGUAUGGAUGAAGAAGGAUUUCAACCCGAACACGAUCAAGGCUAGGGUUUGAGAAGAAAAAGAAGAAACCACGUCGGUAGCGAUGAAACCAGGCCACACGUCCUGACGGACGACCGGAACGCGACGACGAUUCUCCAGGGGUGCACAAAUAGAACAACAUCCUGGGCUGGAUUGCCAGAGUUCCCAGCACCUUGCUACGAAUCUGCAGGCGGGAUUUGUAACAAUAAUGUAUGAUACAGGUCUGCCUUGAAGUACAGCUCACUUGCCCUCACAAGCAUGAUGAACACAAUCUAUGUCUGUCCGGCGUAGUAGACUUUUCGCACAU
Messenger RNA from Exophiala xenobiotica, 723 nucleotides. RefSeq lists its product as uncharacterized. Lineage: Eukaryota; Fungi; Ascomycota; Eurotiomycetes; Chaetothyriales; Herpotrichiellaceae. The record is from RefSeq and is a predicted model, not a curated record. Gene Ontology annotation, cellular component: DASH complex; mitotic spindle. The transcript is spliced from 2 exons. The coding region runs from base 114 to 443 and encodes 109 amino acids. Gene Ontology annotation, biological process: attachment of spindle microtubules to kinetochore.